AUGAGAAGGAGUCUUUCCCGUCAUUUGCACGCAUCUGCAUGUUGUUAUAACCGAGUUAACCCGGAUCGAAAGGCUUUGGAAGAAGUGGCAAGAGUCAACGAACGGAAAAAUAAGAAGGAAUUUCGGGAUGAAGUAAUAGAACCAAAAAAGAAACCGAUUUUGGACUAUAAAGGCAUGUUUUAUACUAUUUUUGACUUUAUAUUUAGGCCCAAAGGCGAAUUGUGCUGUGUAUGGUGCCGGAUUCACGAAAUCUGGUGCUCUUGGGAACUCAAAACUUGUAACAGCUGAAGGACAACCUGAAUUAGUCAACCGACCGCUUAGGAUUGGGGUUUUGAAUACGAAAAGCAUUAGAAGAGUGGCUGCUGGGCUUGGAUUUUCAGUUUUUGCUUCGCCGUCUAAGGUUUAUGGCUGUGGAUUGAACAAUUUCUAUCAAAUUGGUGGAGAAUAUAGAUCGGAAAAGAAAGAGUAAGGUUUUUAGAAUUGUUUAAUGUAAAAUACGACUUCUCAAAUAUCCUUACAAAAACAAUAAUGCGCUUUUUAGUUGAUGGGUACAAAUAAUUUACGAUCUUUAAUGGCUGUCUUUUUAAAUUCAAAUUAAUGUUGAUAUAGACAGUUUAUUUUUAUUAAAUUAUAACUGUUUAUAUGUUUUAGAAGGUCAGAAAAGUAUUAUAUAUCACCGACAGAGAUCAAAAUACCAGAAACACCUCAGAUUUUGAGCAUAUCUUGUGGUAGAUUACAUACAUUGGUAGGUACAAGUGAUGGUGUUUAUGCUUUUGGAGAUAACGUACACGGACAAUGUGGCCAACAUCCCGAUCAUUUGCCACAGGUACAUUUUUGAUUUUUUGUUUUUAAUUUUAGAUUUUGUGAAAAGAAAACGAAACAGAACUACAGCACCUUUACUGUGUACAGUAAAGUUUCUGUAAUUCCUGACCUUACACGGGUUUUUAAAGUUUUUUUAUACGGUUGGUGGAAUAAAUACAUAAUUUGUAAUGUCACAAUUUUUCAAGAUUAUUACCUGUCAAAGCUAUAACAAAAAUUGUUAUAGGUAACACACUCAGUUAGGGACUUUUCCGUUCCUCGAGUGCCAAUUGAUUCGUCUGCCAAAGUAAAACAAGUUCAUUGUUUAUUAGAUACUUCAUUUGUACUACUAGAAAAUGGGAAGUUAUAUUCGUUUGGUUUGGGAACAGAUGGUCAGUUAGGUACAGGCAAUUUGGACAUCCAGUCAAUACCUACAAACUUAGAUCUGCCACCGAUCCGGUUAGUGGCUGGCAGUACGGAUACAGUUAUGGCUGUGGAUUAUGAUGGUACGUUUUCGUCUUAUGACCUUAGAAAAUCUGGCAUUUUUUAUGAUUAUUUUAUAUUAUAGUAGGCAUCUAUUGUUUCUUUCAUUUUUUACAUUAGAAAUAUAAGUAUUUACACCUAACUUUUUUAGGAAACCUAUUUAUGUGGGGUCAAAAUGAGUAUGGACAACUAGCCGAACUGACAGAUGAGCCUCAAUUAGCAUAUCCAAUUCAAGUACCAUUCAAAUUUGAUAGUCCAGUACGGUCAGCGCAUGCUACGGCUACAUCGUGCAUAGUGGCAACAGAAGAGGGUGUAGUAUACACUUGGGGAUCAAUGAUAUUGGGAUCUGGGCCUUUGCUCAAGGAGUCAAAACGACCGGUUGAAUUGUCUCCGAAUUUGUUUGCCGAUGCUCGAGGAGGUCAUUCUAAGGUAAUAUUUUGCGGUUUUAGGUGUUGAACGGGGGUUUAAGGGCAAUAUUUGACGAUUUGUGGUACAUCUAGGUUAUUAUAAAGUAAUCUUUGUUAGUUUAGCUAUGGUUAAGGUGAAAAAGGGAAAAUAUUAUUAAAAAUAUGUUGAAGUAGAUUUUUUAGAUUGUUAUAGUAAUUUUACUUCCAGGUUCGUCGUGUCUUUGCCGGAAACGCCACAAUGGCCGCCAUAAACACGGCGAAUCAACUGUUUGUUUGGGGAGCCAAUAGGCAUAGAGCCCUGGCUCUUGGUCAUCCUAAAGACCAGCUUUUCCCGAUCCAAGUUCAUAUACCUACAGAUGUGAAAUCGGUGGCUAUGUCACCAACUCAUAGCUUAUUCUUGGCUGAAACUACGUAA
Messenger RNA from Bursaphelenchus okinawaensis, 2103 nucleotides. The record is from the annotation of a GenBank genome assembly. Lineage: Eukaryota; Metazoa; Nematoda; Chromadorea; Rhabditida; Aphelenchoididae.